AUGCCUCCAGUUGCUACCGAAAAUGCUUCGGCUGAUGCCACCAAGGUCGAAACCCCUGCUCCCUACCUCAACACCAUGCCGGACAGCGAAUUCAACUGGCAAAUCACACUGGGUCAGAAAGUUGUUGCCAUCACCGGUGCCAACCGCGGUAUUGGUCUGGGUAUUGCAGAGGUGUGCCUAGCCAACUCGGCUAAGAUGGUCUACUCUCUUGAUCUGAUGGAGCCUGGCGAGGACUUCGCGGCGUUGCAGAAGCGUUACCCCAACUUCAAGUUUAUCCAGACCGAUGUGACUUCUGAAGAGAGCGUGGAGAAGGCCAUCAACCAGGUUAUUGAAGAGACUGGUCGUAUUGACGGUCUUGUGGCCAACGCUGGCAUGACCAAGCAUCAGCCUGCGUUGAAGUUUGAUCGUGCCGACCUGGAGAAGUUGUUUAACCUUAAUGUCUACGGUGCCUACUUCUGUGCCCAGAUUGCUGCCCGCAAGUUCAUCGAGCUUGGCAUCAAGGGUUCUAUUGUGAUGACCUCCAGCAUGACCUCUUACCGUCCCAACCGGGUGAGCAUUGCGUCCCAGAAAAUACCCUACGAGCUUACGCUAAUCUGUUAUAUUUCAAAGGCCGCCCCGUCCGCACCAUAUGGAGCUACCAAGGCUGCCGUCCGCAACAUGUGUCAUACCCUCGCUAUGGAGUGGAGCAAGCACGGCAUCCGCGUCAACAGCAUUUCACCCGGUUUCGUUCGUACCGCCAUGACAUAUUAUGUGGAGACCGCACCCGACUGGGAUCUGAAGAUGCAAUACUACGGCGGUAUGCCUCGUUUGGCCGACCCGCGUGAGCUGGGUGGUGCCUACGUAUAUCUGUUGAGCAAUGCCAGCUCUUAUACAAGUGGUAUCGAUAUUCCGAUUGCGGGUAUUGUCGGUGCGUGGUAA
Penicillium verhagenii is the source of this 918-nucleotide messenger RNA. RefSeq lists its product as uncharacterized. Bases 1 to 918 code for a protein of 305 amino acids. The transcript has 3 exons. NCBI's taxonomy places the organism in Eukaryota, Fungi, Ascomycota, Eurotiomycetes, Eurotiales, Aspergillaceae. Gene Ontology annotation, cellular component: intracellular anatomical structure. The record is from RefSeq and is a predicted model, not a curated record. Gene Ontology annotation, molecular function: oxidoreductase activity, acting on NAD(P)H, oxygen as acceptor.